GGGAAACUUCGACACUGGAAGGAACGAGAAUAAAUACCUAAAUACGGACACACGGAUCCGUUGCUGGGGCAGACACUUGAACUUCGGGAUCCCGAGGCAGUCUGGGCAGCAAGAGAUAGUCCAUUUUUAAUUGAAGGAAGCUGCUUCUGCUUAGGAGUGGCAGGAGAAGUAAGGAAACCACAUGGAAGACUCCCAGGAUUUAAAUGAACAAUCAGUAAAGAAAACGUGCACAGAGUCAGAUGUCCCAGAACCCCAGAAUUCCAGGUCUAUGGAAGUGCAGGACCUAGCAAGUCCUCAUCCUCUGGUUGGAGGUGGUGAUACUCCGGGUAGCUCCAAACUGGAGAAAACUAAUCUCAGCAGCACAUCAGUCACCACAAAUGGGACAGGAGGGGACAACAUGACUGUUUUAAACACUGCAGACUGGUUGCUGAGUUGCAACACCCCCUCCUCCGCAACAAUGUCUCUCCUUGCAGUCAAAACAGAGCCUUUGAACAGCAGUGAAACCACAACCACGACUGGAGAUGGAGCGCUUGACACUUUUACUGGGUCAGUAAUAACAAGCAGCGGCUACAGCCCCAGGUCAGCGCAUCAGUAUUCCCCACAGCUGUAUCCCUCCAAGCCCUAUCCACACAUUCUUUCUACACCAGCAGCUCAAACAAUGUCUGCGUAUGCAGGCCAGACUCAGUAUUCGGGGAUGCAGCAGCCAGCCGUCUACACCGCCUACUCACAGACAGGACAGCCCUACAGCCUGCCCACUUACGAUCUGGGCGUGAUGUUACCAGGCAUCAAGACAGAGAGCGGACUUUCACAGACCCAGUCCCCGUUGCAGAGUGGGUGUCUCAGUUACAGCCCAGGGUUCUCCACCCCACAGCCAGGCCAGACUCCUUACUCUUACCAGAUGCCAGGUUCUAGUUUUGCACCGUCAUCUACUAUUUACGCAAAUAAUUCGGUUUCCAAUUCAACGAAUUUCAGUGGUUCGCAACAGGAUUAUCCAUCGUACACAGCCUUUGGCCAAAACCAGUACGCACAAUAUUACUCGGCAUCAACGUAUGGAGCAUACAUGACAUCAAACAACACAGCCGAUGGCACGUCAUCCUCAGCCUCCACCUAUCAAUUGCAGGAGUCUCUUCCAGGACUGACUAGCCAACCAGGAGAGUUUGAUACCGUACAAAGCCCCUCCACACCCAUCAAAGAUCUCGAUGAGAGAACAUGUCGGAGUUCUGGCUUCGAUAUUUCUCUUUUUCUCCAGCGUGUGUUUGUCUGGGACUUGGAUGAAACCAUCAUUGUUUUCCACUCACUGCUCACGGGAUCUUAUGCCCAGAAAUACGGCAAGGACCCCCCCAUGGCUGUAACCCUUGGACUCCGAAUGGAGGAGAUGAUUUUUAAUCUUGCUGAUACACAUUUAUUUUUCAAUGAUUUAGAGGAGUGUGACCAAGUUCACAUAGACGAUGUCUCCUCUGAUGAUAAUGGGCAGGACUUAAGUACCUACAGUUUUGCAACUGAUGGCUUCCAUGCAGCUGCAAGUAGUGCAAACCUUUGUUUGCCAACAGGUGUAAGAGGAGGGGUUGACUGGAUGAGGAAGUUGGCUUUUCGUUACAGAAGAGUAAAAGAAUUAUACAACACCUACAAGAACAAUGUGGGAGGACUCCUUGGCCCUGCCAAGAGAGACGCGUGGCUGCAGUUGAGGGCCGAGAUAGAAGGUCUGACAGACUCCUGGCUAACAAAUGCACUUAAAUCUUUAUCAAUCAUUAGUACUAGGAGUAACUGCGUGAAUGUCCUGGUGACGACGACCCAGCUGAUCCCAGCACUUGCGAAAGUUCUGCUCUAUAGUUUAGGAGGUGCUUUUCCCAUUGAGAAUAUUUACAGUGCAACUAAAAUAGGAAAAGAAAGUUGCUUUGAACGAAUAAUGCAAAGGUUUGGCAGAAAAGUAGUAUAUGUUGUAAUUGGGGAUGGUGUAGAAGAAGAACAGGCAGCAAAAAAGCACAACAUGCCCUUUUGGAGGAUAUCAAGUCACUCAGACCUCUUGGCUCUACAUCAAGCACUGGAAUUAGAGUAUUUGUAACUGUGUUCUCUAGCUGGAGAUCCGUUGUUUUUGUUUUUUUGUUUUUUUUUUUUUAUAUUUCAAGUACACUGAAUUUUUAUGUGUGAUUCAAUGCCUCUGGCUUUACACAUACAAAUUGUCUUAAAGGAUGAAAUCAUAUUUGGAAUGAGAAUUCCAGAAUGAAGAAUUCAGAUUGCUUGAACGGAAUUAAACUUUAGUGCUACAGAAAGGAAGCUCUAUGGUCUUACACUUACAACACUUUAAUGGUUUAAAAAAAAAAGUCUGUGGAGAUUGCUGGUCCACACCGAAUGAGUCGUUCUAACUGGAAUUAACAGCUUUAGCAAAGAACUCUUACCCUGGCAAAACACCAACACAGUCUCCGUCUGACAAGGUGGUGUUUAACAACAUUCCUCAAAAUGGGAGAUCUUCUCAGCCCUGAGGUUUGAAUCUGACUUUAGCCUACCUAGCCCAGAAAAUCUGAAUUGGAAUGCACUCAGACUGUGUAAGGACAGUCCUAUCUAGACCUGUAAUUUGUGUAAAUUAUUGAUGAAAAUAAUUUACUGUGACUUUAUUAGUAGCUGACUUUGAAAGUGGAUGCAAUUUUUCUUUCAUUUGUUGGGGCGGGACACGGGUGGGGAAAAGGGAAUCUAAUAAUGUCUCUUUUUUAAGUUUGACAAAUAGAAUGUUCAUACUGAUGUGUUGUGCCUUAAAGACAAGACAGCGUUUGUGUGUUACAAUGUAACUUUGGUUAAAAAAAAAAAUCUCUGUAGAUAAUGAAAGACAAAAACCAUUGUGAUCAUUCUUAAGAUGACCAAAUUUAAAAUUCAAGUAAUCAAAGCUUAAUAAUGCAUCAGCGAGAAACCAAGUACUUGUUGCGAUAAGAAAACAACAAUAAUAAAGGAAAGCUUGUGUUUUAUUUGGGUUCUUCAUAAUUCCAAUAAUUGUAUGAGGCAACUAUUUGUGCAUCCAACCAUAAGCGGAAGGUUUGGGAAAGACUGUGGGACCUUUACUUAGAAAGUGAAAUGUAUAUUGAAGUCUCGAGUACCCUUUCUACCGUUUUACUGGAGAAAACUAAGAGCCAUAUUCAUGAUGACUUACACUGUUUAGAGUUUGACUUUUUGAUACGUGUAAGUUGUGUAGAGGAAAAUAUUCUGAUGGAAAUCAUAAGCAAAUAUCACCCAAAUGUUUAUAGAAUAUACAUGAACAUGGCUUUAAAUCCAUGUUGAGUGAACAGGGCUUAAAAGAAAGCUAAGUGCAUUUCUUCCCAAUGCCAUUGCAAAAACGAAGUGUCAUCAGUAGUGGAAGGUGAAUGCCCAGAUGGUUUCUAAGGAAAGAAGUGAAUCAAUGAAAAUUUUACCUAGACUCUGAUCAUAAAAGAAAUUAACAAGUGAGUCGGAUCUUGGCAGCAUUACUAAAGUCACAACAGUGAAAUAGUAUCUGGUUCUCCGUCUUAACACAUCAAUCCAGUUUCUCUCCAUUACAGACCUGCACACCUUGGUUUCUGCCUGUACCAUUACUGCACAAUGGACUUCAUUCAGUGCAAGGAGAGCCUGUCAUCGUUGUGUUUGCAUGUUUUUGUUUUUUUUUUCCUUGGUGUGUAGCCCAUGUUAAGAACACGAUACAGGUUCUCCUGUCAUUUUCUAUGACAUGAUUUCCCUUGUGGAAAUUUAAGACUUUCAAGAUCCAGGAAUGUUUUACUGGUGUCUACACCUGCAGUCCUGUGUUUAAAAUGUCACACUGUGGAACCUGGAGUCCAGCUUCUAGGCAGUGGCCCUAAUCAGAGUCUGGUCCAUGAUAAUCAUAAUCUCAUGCUUCCGUGGCUCCCCUAAGAUUAGGGCUUUGUACACUGAUCACAACAUUCAUUAUGGAAAUGUGAUUUUAUUUCCCAGGCUAUAAACCUGUAUUUCUUUACUGUAUGCUAAGGCCAUGUUUACACUGGGCAGAAAGAGACUGAGAACCAAUUUCACAGAUUUUAAGAUUGUGAUUUCAUCACAUAUAGACCUUAAACUUCUUCUUUAAAUUUUGUAGCUUUUGGCUACCUCUGCCCCAAGUAAUGUUACAGACAAAAAAAGGUUGGGAUACUACUAACAGUACUAAUAAUAGUAAUAAUAAUACUAAUAAUAAAUCUUCCAUUUCUCCUGGCCUUUAGCUUGCAAAUAAUAGUUGACAAAAUUAAAGAGCUGCAUUGAUUAUCGAUACUCAAAUCUACUUUGUGCACUAAAACCUUAAAUAUUUAUUACUGUGAAUAAGACAAAAUUUCCUUUACUUUCUAGCCAGUUGUUUCUUUAAAUGAGAGAAUUGCGGCAUUACAUCUAAAUUUUAAAUUAUUUUUCAUAUCAAACAAGCAAGGUUUAUGCUGCUAAACCUGCAGAUACAGAAAGGAACGCCCCUUCACAGGGCGAAGAGAAGGGCCACUGAUGGCAUCACCAGUGCUGUUUCUCACAGACAUCUUCUCCGAUUAUGUGUUCCGAAAGGCUGCCAAUAUUAAACCUAAAUGCUAGGUUGACAGAGAACAGCUUGUCUGGUACAACGGUGGUGCAGGCCACUGGGCCCACAAGUUUGUCAUGCGACUUCAGACCAGAAAGCUUCCCUUCCCAGCUUAGGAACCCAAGAUCCUCUUCCUUUCUGAUCUGAAAAACAAAAAAAUAAAUCAACAAACCAAAAGCCAGCCCCUGUGGCAAUUCCCACAUGCUGUUGACAUACAGAAUAUUGUGCCUUAUUAUAAACCGAUUUGAGAAGUGUUCUGUCACCAGAAUGGGUUUUGGGCUCCUAUGUGUACAAACUUGGUACAUCACCAGGGCAGGUAACCAGCCACCUUGUGUUACCUCCGAAGAACAGGUGGCCUGGCUACAGGAGUGUAACAGACAAGAUUAAGUCACUCUCCCCUGCAAAGAUUUAUAAAUCAAAUUCAGA
Molecule: messenger RNA, 4954 nt
Organism: Vicugna pacos (alpaca)
Lineage: Eukaryota; Metazoa; Chordata; Mammalia; Artiodactyla; Camelidae
Source: RefSeq, a predicted model, not a curated record